UCUCGCAUUCUCGCGCUGCCGCUGCAACUUUGGGCUCACGGGACCGGCGGCACCGAAUAUGGAAUCUCUGUUCCAAAACCCAACUUUAGAGAAAACUUCAGUGGAGUUUGUGCCGAUGUGAGCCCGAAGCGGAGAAUAUUAUUCACAAGAGGAGAGUUUAGCGCUCCUAUCUGCAUCUGCAUCUGUGUGUGCGUGUGUGUGUGUGUGUGUGUGUGUGUGUGUGUGAGGAGAAAGAGGGGCUUUAUUGGAAAUUCUCGAACCCCCAUCGGGACGCUCUCGGCUUUCAGCUUUCAGCUCCGCUCGCACAAGUUUUCCAGGGAAAAGUGGAGUUUGCUGGGAUCAGCGCGGGGCCACACAGACUGAUGAAGGCAGAAUCGAGUCUUCAAAGGUCUGUGGCUGUAGCGGGUGUGUUCGUCUCAAUGCCAGUGGAUAUGCAGCCGCACCAGGGGCUGUACCACUACGACAACACCGCCAACCAGCCGAGCAGAGGACUGGCUCCGUCAGUAAGAUUGCCCUACAGCGAGGUGUCGUCUGUGUGUGCGGCGCCGCCGGACAGCAGAGAGAUGUACAACCCCUCCAUGACCCCCGGAGCCUGUAUGGACCCCUAUAUGAGGCCGCCACACGCCCCCCCACCGCACAGCAUGAUGGGACACCGCGGGAUGCCUCCGCCAGAGGGUGUCAGCGGCGCCCCCUACUGUAACCAGAGCAUGAUGGGAUCUCAUCACAACCUCACGCAUAACCAGCCGGGAUCUGAACACAUGGGAGCAGGAGACGCGUCUUGUUUCUCGACGCCUCGCUCCAUGCUGAAGUUGAGCAAGAAGCGUGCGCUGUCCAUCUCGCCCCUGUCCGACGCCAGCGUGGAUCUGCAGACGGUCAUCCGCACCUCGCCCAACUCUCUGGUGGCGUUUGUGAACUCACGCUGUGGGCAGAACGCUGCCAGCUCAUACGGGCAUCUGUCCGUGGGCACCAUGAGUCCGUCGUUGGGUUUCUCCAGUUCCAUGAACUACCCGUCCAGACCACAAGGGAACAUGUACGGCUCUCUCGCUCAUCCCAACACAUCAUGCCACGGGCCGCCGCCUCGCCUGCCGCCACACAACCCCAGACUUCACGCUCCGCCCAAACACACACAUCUGAAGACAGAGCCGGUUCUGGGCAGUGUGAUGGACAGCAUUAACAUCAAGAACUUGGAGGAGCAUUCAGAGGGAGACGUAGCGAGUCCAUCCUCAACUGGAACCCAGGAUCCUCUUCUGGGUUUACUGGAAGGCAGAGAUGAUCUUGAUAAGGAGGAGAAACCUGAACCAGAGGCCAUUUAUGAGACCAACUGCCACUGGGAGAGCUGCAGCAAAGAGUUCGACACUCAGGAACAACUCGUGCAUCACAUCAAUAACGAGCACAUCCACGGGGAGAAGAAGGAGUUUGUGUGUCACUGGAAGGAUUGUUCUCGAGAGCAGCGGCCCUUUAAGGCCCAGUACAUGCUCGUGGUCCACAUGCGCAGACAUACGGGAGAGAAACCUCACAAGUGCACUUUUGAAGGCUGUAAUAAAGCGUAUUCACGUCUGGAGAACCUGAAGACUCAUCUGCGCUCGCACACCGGCGAGAAACCCUACGUGUGUGAACACGAGGGCUGCAAUAAGGCUUUCUCCAAUGCAUCGGACCGUGCAAAACACCAGAACCGAACACACUCUAACGAGAAACCGUACGUUUGUAAGAUCCCAGGCUGUACGAAGCGCUACACUGACCCGAGCUCUCUAAGAAAGCACGUGAAGACGGUACACGGACCCGAGGCUCACAUCACUAAAAAGCACCGCGGAGACACCGGACCACGUCCUCCGGGUCUGUCCAAUCCUGGACAGAGCUCUGAACUUCUGAUAGAAAAAGAGGAGAGAAGCAGAGAGGACUGCAAAUUACUCGCUCCAGAAACCACACUGAAAUCGCAGCCAAGUCCUGGCGGCCAGUCAUCCUGUAGUAGUGAACGUUCUCCACUAGGGAGCGCCAACAACAACGACAGCGGAGUGGAGAUGAACCUCAAUGCGGCGGGGAGUCUGGAGGACCUGACGACACAGGAGGAGAGCGGGAACACCGGUGUGGCCGAAUCCGGCGGCGGCGGCGGGUCGGGGGGAAUGUGCAUGUCUGUUCAGGCCUUGAAGAGGUUGGAGAACCUGAAGAUUGACAAACUGAAGCAGAUUCGCCGGCCAACACCACCUGGCCGGAGCGCAGGGAAUAAACUUCCAGCUCUCUCGGCAACAGGAGAGAUGAUGGGCAUGUGUGCACCUUCACCUUUGCUCUCCAACCGGCGUGUAAUGGAGCUUUCUGCCCCAGAUCUGGGCGGAGUUAGUGGAAUGGGAAUGCCCUGCCCACCGAACGACCGGCGGGGCAGCGGCACCAGCAGCCUCAGCUCUGCCUACACAGUGAGCCGCCGUUCGUCCAUGGUCUCGCCCUACCUAUCAAGCAGACGCUCCAGUGACGUGUCCCAAGUGGGUCACUGCCAGUCCGGGAUGGGGGCCGAUGUGCCCGGCGACCCACUGUCUCCUCAGAACAGCCAAAGGGCCGGAUUGUGCCAGAACUCCGGGGGACUGCCAGGUUUGCCAAGUCUGACUCCUGCACAGCAGUAUAGUCUGAAGGCGAAAUAUGCAGCAGCAACAGGCGGUCCACCGCCAACCCCACUUCCCAACAUGGACCAACCCAGCACCCCUGGCCGAUUCCUGAGGGAAUGCCACGGCCAACCUCUUCCUCCAUUUCUGCAGCACGGCGGCACGAGGAGGCACAGCGCCAAUGCCGAAUACGGCACAGGAGUGAUCUAUCCGCAUCAGGCACCUGGCAACAACACGAGGCGCGCCAGCGACCCAGUACGCUCAGGAGCCGACCCACAGGGUUUACCCAAGGUGCAACGCUUUAAUAGCUUAAGCAACGUGUCCCUCAUGAGUCGCCGCAAUGCACUGCAGCAGUGCGGGUCUGAUGCCGCUCUCAGCAGGCACAUGUACUCACCUCGUCCACCGAGCAUCACUGAAAAUGUCAUGAUGGAGGCCAUGGCCAUGGAACCCCAUGGGAAUGCCGAAGGCAGAGAACAAGGCAUGAUCCAAGGUGGAGAUCGAGCUUACAUGGGCUACCAGCAAACUCAACACCACCUUCACAAUGCCAGUCAGCAAUCUCCCGGACAAGAAAGUCUGGGUUGCAUGGAUCAAGUCUACCAGUCUCAAAUGCAAGGUCCGUACCAGGGCCAGCGUGAGGAGAUCUGCGCCUCCGGGAUGAUGGGUCAGGCUGACAUUGCGAACAAUCUUCUACAGCAAGCUGAGUACGGCAUGAGCAACUGUCAGCUCAGCCCCUCCGGUCCACACUAUCCCAGUCAAGGUGAUGGAUCAGGACCUUGGGGUCAGACCAACCAACUUCACAGCCCUCAGAAUGACAUGCAGUACCAAGGUGCAGGCAUGCAAGGACAGCACUACCCUCAACAGGGUGUAUACGACCCUACAUCUGACACCGGCCAUCAAAGAGUUACUGUAAAACCAGAGCAGUUCCAUCCAUCCAUGGGAGGAUCCAGCUCUUGCCAGAACACCAAACCUCUACACCAGCAUCGGCAUAACGCGAAUAUGCAGGCGUAUCCAUCGCAGUCAGGCCAGGGCCUCAUGGGCAGGUCCUCCAAUAUGAAUUGUGACUUCCAUCACGGCCAAAUGGGAACGCAAGCCAGUCUUCCGCAGCAGAGUCAAGCGGGAUCAUUCCCGAGUGGUGGAGGGAUAAAUCUUGCUCUGGCGGAGAGCCGUAGGUCGCAGACGCCAAUGCAUCAGAUGAAAGAAAUGAUGGUGAGGAACUAUGUGCAGUCCCAGCAAGCACUCCUUUGGGAACAGCAGCAGGAGCAAAGGGUAGUCGAUGGUCUCUCUGGGAAGCCCGAUGGCAUGGACAUGGGGGGACAAGCGGCGAUGAUGCAGCACAGCCCGCAGCAUCAACAAGCAAACCAGAACCUUUAUCCUGGAAACUCUUACCAAGGCUACCCGAAUCAGAACUUGAUGAACCCACCGCAAAAUCGAGUUCCCGGUUCCAUCAAGGAGCAUACAGCUGGGAUGCAGGGAUCCUGCUACGGGCCGGACAUGGUGCCACGACCACCUCAGGGACGAAAGCCUCUGAGUCGCCAGAACAGCCUCUCCCAGCAGACAGGUGGAACUUACCUGGGCAGCCCGACUCACCUCAGCCCGGUGCAAUCCACCGCCAGUCCCAGAAGAGGAGUGCGGCUCCCGCCGGUUCAGCAACAACAGCAGCAUUCGGAAAACUUCACCAAUAACAACAACCCCAUGUACUACUCAGGCCAGAUACACAUGCACCACGACAUAGAGAAGACUCAGGAUGGUCCGUGCCUGGCCCAGCAGCACCUGACAGGGAUAGACCCUAGUACCAAGCCCACCUCGAUGGCCUACUCGGACCCUGCACCCAUGUCCAACGCCUUAGAAAACCUAGACCUGGAGAAUGCUCAGAUUGACUUUGCUUCUAUCAUUGAUGAUCCAGAACCUUCAUCUUACAGUCCAAUAAACCCUCCACUUGGACUCCACCAGUGCUCCUCUCAGACCUCCUCCCGUCUCACCACACCCCAAACCUCCAUCACCCUUCCAAGUGGCCUUUCUAAUAUGGCAAUCGGGGACAUGACCUCAAUGUUGACAUCUCUUGCUGGGGAGAACAAGUAUUUGAACACACUGUCUUAAAGUGUUUAUACAUUUGGGCCAAAGUGAGCAUACAGACUCUAUUGCCCUUACGACACUAAAGUUUCCUCUGGACGUCCCCUUUCUUGCUCGUACGCCAGUUACUGAUGGCUCUCCAGGUGUCCUAUAGGGGAUCUCACAGAUUUUGCCUGACAGUUUUGUAAUUGUGUAAAAUAUGUUGCUGAACAUUACCACAGAGGCCUAUUGAUGACUAUUACCGAAGGGGCAUUCCAGUCACUACUGUGAGACUGUUUACGAUGGAAAUCUUUGUUUAAAAUGUAAAUAUGAGCUUUGGACUGUAAAUGCUGGCAAGAUAGUAUAAAGAAAAUCUACUUUUUGAUACAUGGCACAAAAGCCACAUGAACUCUACAUAAGAAGACUGAAAUACUAAGUGAGCGAAUGUGCAAAGGAAGAAGCUGGCUGGCACGUUCUCUAGAAGUAUUGGUAAAGACAGGACUCCAGUGCCUUUGACCAUUGUGGCCUCUUUGAUUCCUCACAGGUACAUGUUGGAGAAAACUCGACAGAUAGAUAAAUUUAGUAUAAAGCCCAAAGUAUACUUCAGUUCACAAACACUUGGUGUACGAGUACAGCCGAACACAUAGCCUUUCAAAGUAUACACCACGUAGUGCGCUAGAAAGUUUAAUCUUUGCCGAUGUCUGCGCUAUUCCUCUACAGAAGUUACAAGCAAUCAUUGUACGUUCUCGUUGUGCCUCCAGUAGAUUGUUUCACCUCCUUUGUUUGUUCCACCGCGAAACAACCAGUGUCGCCACCUUGUGGACCAACUAAGUAGUGAAAAGAAAUUCAAAGCAUUUGGACAAGCUGAGCAUUAAGAGUACAUGAAUAUACUUUGGGCUUAAGAGAAAGGGUGUUCUCACUAAAACACAUCGCUAACUGUCAUAAUGGCAGAUUACAGAACAGUAUUUUGAAGCUUUAUCAGUUAUCUCUAGGUCUAGACAGGAGCCUUUGAGUCAUAAUAUUCAUUCAGAGUUUUAGUGUUUGUUUUCUGAUUAUUUGACUAGUCUGCUUUCAGACAGAUACGUUAAAGGGUAACGGCACUGAGUGUUUUUUGUAAGGUUUCUUUUAGUCUACGCUGCGCUACGUAACCCAAGCUAGCAUGCAUAUGCAUUGCACUGACAACAGCACUGAGCUGAGGAGAAGUGAUGAAUUUUUAUUAAAGGUUCCAUAUAGUAUGAAAGGUACAUACAGUGCAGGUAUUUUAAAGUCCUCUGUUAUUUCGACACUUUGUCUACAUUGUGCCUAACUCGUUUUAAGUAUCAUUUUAUCAUUUAAGUGUUAUCAAGGGCUGCAUCCCUUUUAAAAUCCCAGUGUUUCCACUUUCUGUGGCAUACCAAAGACGACCGGCACUGAGACGAGUCCACACUUGAUAUUUGCAAGACACAACGUCAUAUGCUUCCAUAUUGCUGUGAUAAAGAAUGUAACAAUGUUCUUUUUAUCAUUUCCUCUUUUUUAAAGAAAAAAAAAGAAACAUAUUUUGUGGUUUUUGCAUUUCUGUGUGUUUUUAUAUCUGUCACAGUUCACUCAAACCUUUUUGCUGGCAAAAGUUCAUAAAGUAGCAACAGAUUUAUGAUAUUAGCAUUUAUCUCAUCUAUUUACAAGGAAACUAAGUGAUAUUUUUGCGUACCGUUUUCUACAUUUUUGUACAAAGGUACUAUAUUAUACCAGUUUAUAAAUAAACAGAGCCUG
Labeo rohita (rohu) is the source of this 6389-nucleotide messenger RNA. It is a transcript of the gene gli1, whose product is annotated as GLI family zinc finger 1. The transcript has 13 exons. Gene Ontology annotation, biological process: smoothened signaling pathway; regulation of transcription by RNA polymerase II. Gene Ontology annotation, molecular function: DNA-binding transcription factor activity, RNA polymerase II-specific; RNA polymerase II cis-regulatory region sequence-specific DNA binding. The record is from RefSeq and is a predicted model, not a curated record. Bases 363 to 4688 code for a protein of 1441 amino acids. Gene Ontology annotation, cellular component: nucleus. Lineage: Eukaryota; Metazoa; Chordata; Actinopteri; Cypriniformes; Cyprinidae.